GCUCCCGCUGGGUGGAGGGUGGGCCUUUCUCCGCGGUUCUCCUGUCAGUCAUUGGCUCCCUGCGGUUUCCUUGGGGACGUGGCGCCGCCGCCUGCCUAGGUUUCUUUCUGGCUGGGCUAAAGGCCUCGGGGAACCGCUCUGGACCGAGCGGAACGGUGCCAGGGGAAACUGCGGGCCUCUCGACCCGCUGCAGACUUAGGAGAUGCCUGAAACAAGGAGACCAAUUUCUCAGGGCAAAAAGAAAAGGAGGUGACAGGCACUGAGACCACUGAAGGGAUCCCAUGGCUAGGAUCAGUUUUUCCUACCUCUGCCCAGCCUCCUGGUACUUCACUGUGCCCACAGUGAACCCAUUUCCCCGUCAGAGGGUGGCAUUCCUAGGACUCUUCUUCAUAUCCUGCCUCCUUUUACUUAUGUUAAUCAUGGACUUUCGACAUUGGGGUGCUUCACUGCCACGUGAUAGGCAAUAUGAAAGGUACUUGGCUCGAGUAGGGGAGCUUGAAGCAACCAACACUGAAGACCCAACUCUAAAUUAUGGACUUGUUGUGGAUUGUGGCAGCAGUGGCUCCCGGAUUUUUGUUUAUUUCUGGCCAAGACAUAAUGGCAACCCCCAUGAUUUGCUGGACAUCAAACAGAUGAGAGACCGCAAUAGCCAACCAGUGGUUAAAAAAAUCAAGCCAGGAAUCUCUGCAAUGGCGGACACUCCAGAACAUGCCAGUGAUUACCUUCGUCCUCUGCUGAGCUUUGCUGCUGCUCAUGUGCCUGUGAAGAAGCACAAGGAGACCCCCCUUUACAUCCUGUGCACAGCAGGCAUGAGGCUUCUCCCUGAGAGAAAGCAGCUGGCUAUCUUGGCUGAUCUGGUGAGAGAUUUACCGCUGGAGUUUGACUUCCUCUUUUCACAGUCUCAGGCAGAAGUGAUCUCUGGGAAGCAGGAAGGAGUUUAUGCGUGGAUUGGAAUCAACUUUGUUUUGGGAAGAUUCGACCAUGAGGAUGAAUCAGAUGCUGAGGCUCCCCAGGAAUUGGCAACAGGGCGCAGAAGGACAGUAGGCAUACUGGAUAUGGGAGGAGCCUCUCUCCAAAUUGCAUAUGAAGUUCCUACCUCAGCCUCUGUCCUCCCUCGAAAACAGGAAGAAGAAGCAAAGAUCCUGCUAGCGGAAUUCAACCUGGGCUGUGAUGUGCAACACACUGAACAUGUGUAUAGGGUGUAUGUCACAACCUUCCUGGGGUUUGGGGGCAACUUUGCCCGACAGCGCUACGAGGACCUUGUGCUGAAUGAAACGCUUACCAAAAAUAGGUUGCUGGGCCAGAAGACAGGUCUGAGUCCAGACAAUCCAUUUCUGGAUCCCUGCCUGCCCGUGGGACUCACGGAUGUGUUGGAGAGGAACAGCCAGGUGCUGCAUAUCCGAGGAAGAGGAGACUGGGCUUCUUGUGGAGCAAUGCUGAGCCCGCUGCUGGCUCGCUCCAAUUCCAGUCAGGCCUCGCUGAACGGCAUCUACCAAUCACCAAUUGACUUCAACAACAGCGAGUUCUAUGGUUUCUCCGAAUUUUUUUAUUGUACAGAGGAUGUGUUACGCAUCGGUGGCCGUUAUCAUGGGCCGACAUUUGCCAAGGCUGCUCAGGAUUACUGUGGCAUGGCUUGGUCAGUCCUAACUCAGAGAUUCAAGAAUGGCCUCUUUUCAUCACAUGCAGAUGAGCAUCGACUCAAAUAUCAGUGUUUUAAAUCAGCUUGGAUGUACCAAGUCCUUCAUGAAGGAUUCCACUUUCCCUAUGACUACCCACACCUGCAGACAGCUCAGCUGGUCUAUGACCGCGAAGUUCAGUGGACACUGGGAGCCAUUCUGUAUAAAACACGAUUCUUACCCCUCAGGGAUCUACGGCAAGAAGGUGUCCGGCAGGCCCAUGGUAGCUGGUUCCGUCUCUCCUUUGUCUACAACCACUAUCUCUUCUUCGCCUGCAUCCUGGUGGUGCUACUGGCCAUCAUCCUAUACCUUCUGCGGCUACGCCGGAUUCACCAUCGACAAACUAGAAUCUCAGCUCCAUUGGACUUGCUGUGGAUCGAGGAGGUGGUGCCCAUGAUUGGGGUACAGGUAGGGCCGUGAGGCCGGCAAAAGACUUGGAAAGCUCAAGUACCCCAGGGUUGCUGCCCGUUGACUUCCAUAACUUUCUUGUACUGGCCUCAGAUGCUGCUUUGCCUGACCUUGGAAUAUUUGGCCUUGGAAUUUCUACCUUAAUAUCUACUUUAAUUCCUUCUCAGUAUCCAGGUCCUCUUCUCUAAGAGAAGCUGAUUUAGUCUGUGAAGAACUAAAUAAUGAGAGUUUGGUGCUAACAAAGAGGACCAACCCUAGUCCAACUGAAGCAUGCUUCUACUCCUUUAUCUGAGAGGUCUAGUAUGUUCCUGGCAUCUAGACUUUUCUCCUCUUGCUAAAGCAUGAAGUUUGGCAUUUGGCAAACUGGAAGCCUGGUUGAAACCAAAUUUGAAGCAUCUGAUACAAAGCUGAAGACAUUCCAGCAAGUGCAGCAGCCCCUUCUUUCUCUGUAACAGAGAUAUCAUUUAUGUGGAGAUCCACACCCUUUCAUAGGGAUUCAAGAUAUUUGCAUUUCGGUGGAACAGAUAUGAACUUCCAGGCAACCAAAAUAACAUAGUUUCUUUGUUUACUUGACAAAGAAGCCAUCAUGAGUGUGGUCCAAGAUCCCUGAUGUAGUGUUGCUGAUGUUAAUCAUUAUGUGAUUUUAAAAGGUUAGAACCCCUUCUAAAUAAUGGUCAAUCAAAGACUUUGACAGUAUCUUAUGUGAUACCUGGUGUGACCAGGAUAAAAAAUGUUUCUGUGACUAUAUGCCUCACUGGCUGUUUGGGCAUUAAUUUUUCUUCUUGAGCCUUAAGUAUGCUUGAUGGAGAGACUGACAGGGUUAGAGAUCUGGAUUUGUCUGGUUUUAAGUCACUGUCUCUAGGCCUAUUUUUAUGAGCCCAUUUGCAGAAAAACUCAAAAAGAGUUCUUUUAUUUCACUACAAUCAAUAUGUCGUUUGGGAAGAGAGGUGUGUUUGGGUUGUUUUUAAAGAAGGAAAGAACAAUAGUAUCAGGAGAAUGGGCAAAGGCAAUAAAACUGAAGCUCUUAUUUAUUCAUGUUUUUCUAAGAAGUAGAUAUUUUCCCAGUUUGACCCUUGAAUGUCUGAACAAAAGCAAAUUCUAAACUUCAAAAAACAUAGGUAAAUCUGUUAAUAAGUCACCUGGCAUCUUUCAGAACAGCUGUUAAGAGAUUGCUCAGUCACAGACCGCAUUUCCAUUAAUGAGGAGAGAAGAAAAGCAUGUGAUUACAUUUUAAUCCACUACCCUCAUGCUCCUCCUCUACAUGUGGCCUUUAAAUUGUGUGAGGAUUUCCUUUUCAUCAACUUGCACCUUCCCCCAUGGGAUCUUCUUCAUAUUUCAUCCUUCCCUGUAUGCAGCCCUGAAUGUCCUGCCCAAGAAUAUAUUGCUCCCAGACUUGAAGUGGCUUUCUUUUCUGUCACUUUAUUUUUAGCAUUAGAUGAUAGAGGGAAUGAUCUCUGCCUUUAAUGAGGAAAAAGUUGGAAAUAUUAAAACAUAAAUUUCCAUACUGGGAGCAGGGAGGAAUUAAAUGCCAUAUAAAACAGAAAAAUAAAUCAAGAUCCUCCUAGAAAUAAACCGAGAUGAAAAUAAGUAUGCUGACUCAGUUGGUAGGUGAAGAGAUGAUGAGUCUUAAAUUGUUUUCAAAUUAGGUAAAAAUGGAUCUAGCAGAGAGUCUUAUAGUAUCCUCUGGAAAUAUUUUUUACUUUUCAUUAGGGCUUAUGUCACAGAAAUUUCCUUUAAUGCUUAAGACUUCUGAAUUGUCCUGAUCUUUGACUUCGUAUCUUUGUGUCACUGCGAGUGAGCCCUCGCCUUGUGACUGCUGCUUAUAAAAAAUGUCCGAAUAUGUUUUUUGCUAGCCAGUGCCUACUCAGGUACUCUCUCUUCUUCCCUCAUCUUGGUUUCCAAACACUGUCUUUUGGUUUUCUUGUGAGAUCUGAUCAAUAAUCUGGUCAAAAGCUACCUAAUUGGCCAAUAGUUAUCACAUUUGUGUGCUCAAAAUGAAGCUGAAGCAGAGAGGAGGUGGUGAUGAGUUCAGUUUGAGAGCUCUUACUAAUGAAGUUAUUCUUCCUCCUGGUUAUAACAUUUGUUAAGCAUUUACUAGGUAUCAUACACUCUUAAGAAUUUAUGUCUAUUAUUUAAUCAUUAUGACAGCCUUUCAGGUUGAUACUACUUUUUGUAUUCUUUUUAUAAUUGAGAAACUCAGGAUACCCUGUGCUUAUCAUUUUUUCAAUGUAAAUGUAUUUCUUAUUCUUAAUUUAUUUUAAAUAGUUUUUGAGUUUUUGUCUAGUGUACUAUAUCCUGUUUAUUAUUUUGAUCUUGUGGCAUCUAGGUUUGUGCUUGUUACCAUGAGUAUGACUUCCCAGAGACCCAUGGCAGAAAAAAUGUAAGAAGGGAAAUUUUUAUCAUAUGCCUCAGAAAAACUGAUAUUUGCUAUUGA
Messenger RNA from Suricata suricatta (meerkat), 4518 nucleotides. It is a transcript of the gene ENTPD7, whose product is annotated as ectonucleoside triphosphate diphosphohydrolase 7. Gene Ontology annotation, cellular component: membrane. Gene Ontology annotation, biological process: nucleoside diphosphate catabolic process. Lineage: Eukaryota; Metazoa; Chordata; Mammalia; Carnivora; Herpestidae. Bases 282 to 2096 code for a protein of 604 amino acids. The transcript has 13 exons. The record is from RefSeq and is a predicted model, not a curated record. Gene Ontology annotation, molecular function: nucleoside diphosphate phosphatase activity.